This is a messenger RNA of Trematosphaeria pertusa, 1701 nucleotides long. RefSeq names its product 4-coumarate-CoA ligase-like protein. Gene Ontology annotation, molecular function: CoA-ligase activity. Gene Ontology annotation, biological process: secondary metabolic process. The transcript is spliced from 3 exons. NCBI's taxonomy places the organism in Eukaryota, Fungi, Ascomycota, Dothideomycetes, Pleosporales, Trematosphaeriaceae. The record is from RefSeq and is a predicted model, not a curated record. The coding region runs from base 1 to 1701 and encodes 566 amino acids.
AUGGCUACAAUAGUAGAGAGGACUUCAGAGGGGAUCAUCUAUAGGGCUUCUAAGACGUAUCCUAUUCCGGAUGUUGAUAUCCUGACGCUCCUAUUUGACCACUCCUUAGCUAAACCCGACACCGAAAUUCACGUCUCCGCCGCAGACCCCACCCUCUCUCUAACCGUCUCCCGAGCGCGCACCCUCACAGAAGCAACUUCAUCAGCUCUCCGCAGGCACUUCGAGAUCGGGGCGAACGGGGGUGGCAAAGACAUUGUGUCCGUCAUUUCAACUGGCAAUUAUCUCCUCCCCGUGCUCUGCUAUGGCAUUCUUGGAGCCGGUGGCGUGUUUUCCGCUGCCUCAGCUGCGAGUACUGCUAGUGAGCUGUGCAAGCAAAUAGAGGGUGCCGAAAGUAGGAUUUUGUGCUCUGUCGAAGCGACUAGGGAUGUCGCUGUCAAGGCGGCUGAGAAGGCGGGCUGGGGACGGAAUGGUGGAGGGAGAGUGCUGGUGAUGAGCGAGGGAAGGGAGUGGAGUUUGAGGGCUGUCCAGGCGGAUGGGCAGCUAGGCCUGAAUCUAAUCGACGAGAGUCAGAGGUUGCCGUGGGAGAGAAUCACCGAUAGGGAGACGCUGGACAAUAGCCUGAUUAUCCUGAUCUACAGCUCCGGCACCACUGGACUGCCCAAGGGCGUGAAACUCUCCCACCGCAACGUAGUUGCUGAAGCAGUCAUCCCGGGCGACAUGUUCAAAUCUUGGAUAGCCUCGUCAAACCCCAACUUCGAAUACCGCACCCUCGCUCAUCUGCCCACCGCGCACAUAGCAGGCAUCCAAGGCUACCUCAUCAACCCUUUCUACAUGGGCGGCCCCGUGUACUGGAUGCCGCGCUUCUCGUUCCCGGAGUUCCUAGCGUAUAACAAGAAAUACCGCAUCACCUUCUUCUUCACCGUGCCUCCAAUCUACCUCCUGAUCGCGAAGAGCCCCGAAGUCACGGACCAAUUUAAGACGCUGGAGAUUGCAGUCAGCGGUGCGGCGCCGCUGGGGAAGGACCUGCAGCACGCGGCGAGCGCGAAGCUAGGCGGUCCAGACUGCUUCAUCAGCCAGACGUGGGGCUUGAGCGAGACGACGGGGAGUGCGACCGUAAUGCCAUUCGGGAUGACGGACGACACUGGAUCCGUCUCGCCACUCAUUCCCAACAUGCUAGCGCGCAUUGUAGACGACGAGGGGAAAGACGUCGAGCCCGGGAAGCCGGGCGAGGUGCUCGUCAAGGGCCCCGUGGUCUGCAAAGGAUACCACAAGAACGAGGCGGCGAACGCAGAGGCCUUUACCGGCGAGUGGUUCCACACCGGCGACGUCGCCGAGUUCCGCAACGGCCUGUUCUACAUCGUCGACCGCAAGAAGGAACUCAUCAAGUACAAGGGGCUGCAGGUCGCGCCUGCCGAGCUCGAAGCGCUGCUCGUUAAUCACCCGGAUAUCCUCGACGCUGCGGUCAUCGGCGUGGAGACGGAGGACGGGCAUAAUGAGGUGCCGCGGGCGUAUGUGGUGGCGGGCACGAAGAAGAUUUCUGAUAAGAAGAUUAUGCGGUAUGUGAGGGAGACUGUGGCGGGGCAUAAGCAGUUGAGGGGUGGUGUCGUGUUUGUGGAUGCGAUUCCGAAGAGUGCGAGUGGGAAGAUUUUGAGGAAGGAUUUGAGGGUGCGGGCGAGGAGGGAGAGGGGCGCGAGGUUGUAG